AUGCCACGAGACUCUUUGACUACAGAGCCUGCGGAUGUGUCCACCUUGGAUGGGUCCAGAGCUGCUGUGCAGGCACUGGCUUCUGAAAGUGUGUGUGCUUAUUCAGUGAUUUGUCAUGAACUAGCAUGCACAGGAACAAAUACGCAUGCUAUCCCGUGCAACACUUUUGGAAGGCCUUGUGUCACUAAAGAUCCUAGAGCUACAUUUCAUCAACCUAGAUUGAGCAGGUCUGCAUAUAGACCCAUGAACUUUUCUCCAGGCAAAUAUGUCCGUCUACCUUCAUGUGAGAGUCGGCCAGUUUUUCCAGGAGUUUCCUGUGCACAGCAAAUACCAGAUUUUAGAUCUGCUAGCAAAUGGCCAUGGCCCCACAUGGAUUUGCAAACCCCCAAGAUGGAUAAUUUCAUGCAGACAAACAUUGGAGGAGAGAAUUCUUUAUUGUACCAAUGUGUGGAUCAGACACCCUUGCCUUUUGGAUACUGUAAAUUCUAUUUCAAUACCUUUCGUGGCUGCGUUAAACCACACUGUUGGUUUGAACAUGUGCCUAAACCAGGAGAUGAAAAGCUGUGCAUGGAGGUUAUAAGAAAGUUUGUGAACUCCCGCUGCCAAAAUUUGGUGAUCCGUGCAGUAAACAUUUUUGGUGCUUUCUACAAGAAUGGCUUACCUGGUGCUGACUUUAGCAUGCAAGUGCUGAAUGACCUCCUGUUUGCUCUGAUAAUGAUGAACUGCCUGAACCCGUUUUUUAACCUACUGAACCUCAGCCUGAAGAUUAAAGUACUGCCUCAAUUAGACAUUUUGCUCAAUGCAUUUGAACAUGUAUCAUCUGGAGGUGUGAAAAGUAUGGUACCCAUUCUGAUAGAAAUACUGUGCAAGUGUGUAGAAAUGGGGAUGACUCUUCAUUUUAAACACUGUGACUACAUCAUUAAACAUCUCGAACAGAUGCAUGCUUCCAAUGAAGACAUUGAUAUAAUACAAGCACUGAAGACAAGACAGUGGACAAAACCUGGAAGUGGACCUUGUGACUUGAACAUGGCAGUAGCUGAAGUUGAGCACUACAAAGAAAAGCAAGACUGGGAAAAAAUGGGAAUGCUGUAUACUAACAUGAGAACUUGCUGUGAAAAUCUUGGUGAACUUCAUAAGCUUUCAAGGUGCAUGACUUCAGCUUUGAAGAAAGACCGCAAGGAUGAUCAUGCAAUUAUUCCAUUCUGUCAGUUUGCCAAAGCAGUGUGGAAGGACACUUGUAUCAAUGGUGUCGAUAAAAAAAUAAUAGGCAAAAUAGGAGUUUCUCUCAUGUGCACGUAUUAUAAAAACAAGGAGUGGAUCAAGGGAAGAAAAGUGCUGGAUACUCUUCGUGAGCUACACAUAUGUUUUAAGGCAUUGACAUGUGACGUCAAUGUUUCAAGAUGCCAGCUUAUCAACAUGGCUGUUGAAAUUUACAUGGAAACUGGGUACUUAGAUGGUGCAGUCUCAGUACUAAAAGAGUCUGAUUGGAUGAUAAGUAACCCUUUAUGUCCCUGUGAUGCCAUGGAUGUGAUAAAUCGGCACAAUCUACUUUGUACAGUUGCAGCUGAAACCAUGGAGAGGAGGUUAUAUAAAGAAACCCUUGAAAUUUUAAAACAUUUACCAGGCCUUCAGGAGGAAGAGGAUUCAUCUGAAGCUUUUAAAGCGUCACAGUACAACAUGAUUUUUAAUGAGCUUUUACGUGUAUGCAUUGAAAACAACAUCCUUGGUGUGUCCUCCAGCACUGUGGAUUUUAUGACUUCAAAGAACAUUUCUGUAAACUUUGUAUUUUUGAGGAAGCUGGUUACUGCUUUGGGAAAGACCUGCCUAUGGUGCACAGCCAGGAAUAUUUACAAAAAAGCCUUACUAAUGGGUUGCUACCCACCUAUGAAGAAUAGCCUAUAUCACAGAAUACUUCCAGUUCCUCAUUUCAUGUCUGAAACCGAACAGAAACUGGCUUUGGAAGUCUUUCUUGUUUACAAUGCAAGCAGUAUUCAGAAUCCUGCUUCUUCAUCUCCAACUCUGCAGAUUGUGGUGAAAAGACACUCUGAAAAUGCACCAUGCACCAAUGAGGAAUAUCAAGCAGGUGUGAAGAGACUACACCUGGCAUCCCGAUUAUCUGAACCAAAGCUGCUUAUUAAGUAUACCACAGUGAAUUUUGCUGAAGAGCAGGUUUAUAUUUUGGAGCAUUGCUCAGCUUUAAAGUGGUUGAACCAAAAUAUGAGGUGGGCUGGAAAGAUUUGGCUUUUCCCUCCUAAUGCUAGUUUUUAGGAAAAAUGUGUUUGUUGAAAGGAAAGGUAAUUAAAGAGUGUUGAAGCCUGAUUCUUUAGAUUAUAUUUUUAUUGUAAUUACAGAUUUUUUGAUUAGCCACAAUGUAAGUGUGUAAUAAUAGCAUUUGUUUUUAGAAAUAUUGAGGUUCUUUUUUUCAAAAAAAAAGCAGGGAGAUUUGCUGGAUGUACAGUUGUGUAGUUUGAUUAAUUUUAUGAUAGAUAUAUAAUUUUCUUGAAUACAGGUUCUGAUACGGAGACAGAUCUUGCCCUGUCCAUCCUUUCCUUUCAACGAGUUCUGAAGUUUAAUGUUUAAACUCGGACUGGAUAAGUCUAAAACUGAGCCAGAGACAGACAGACACACACACACACACACACACACACACGACUUGUGUGAAAAUGAAAAAGAAACAUAGUAAUAAGUCAUUCCAAGACUUAAUGGAAGUGUUAUCGUUAGCAGAUAAUGAAUGUCUUUCUUUGAU
This is a messenger RNA of Protopterus annectens (West African lungfish), 2746 nucleotides long. RefSeq names its product testis and ovary specific TOPAZ 1 (gene TOPAZ1). Gene Ontology annotation, biological process: spermatocyte division; spermatid development. The record is from RefSeq and is a predicted model, not a curated record. Bases 1 to 2268 code for a protein of 755 amino acids. NCBI's taxonomy places the organism in Eukaryota, Metazoa, Chordata, Ceratodontiformes, Protopteridae. The transcript is spliced from 18 exons.